Prorocentrum cordatum is the source of this 1278-nucleotide messenger RNA. The record is from the annotation of a GenBank genome assembly. Lineage: Eukaryota; Dinophyceae; Prorocentrales; Prorocentraceae.
CCGUUGGCAGGUUCGCCCGCGCAGGAGGCGGCAUCGGCGGCCGCGGCCGCUGGCAGUGCGCUCGGUGACGCCGCGGUGGACAUCCGCGCGCUGGUCACGGGCGUCAUCGGCGGCGUCUUCGGGUUCGUCACCGCGGCGGCCUGCUUCGGGUGCUGCUGCGCGGUGCUGGGGCACGACGCGCGGCCUCGCAUCCGCGGUUUCGUGGGCCUGGACGAUGGCGGUGCCCGCGACGACAGGGCGUACGUGGUCUGGCACCAGCACGUGAAUCUGGGACGGGUGGCGUUGUCGGAAGCUGAUCACGUGAUCUACACGGCGGACGGUGACCUGUACAUCAUCGCUCUCGCCAACAAUGCUGAUGUGCAGGCGGCGCAGUUCGGGGCCUUCGAUCAGCCGCCGCCAGGGAUCGCGCCCAAUCUGGUGUAUCGGUUGCGGGCCGAGCCGACUGGAGCUCGGCCAGCUCACGGCGGAGGCGGAGCAGGUGGCGUGGCCAUGGGCGAGUGUCGCCGCCGCGCUCAGGCUAUCGGCAACCUGGGCCUGCUGGCGAACCUGCGGCCGCUCGUCACGCCGUGCGGGGGAGCUGCCGUGGUGACGAUAGCGCCGGCGGGCCCCGCCUUGGGCCUGUCGCGCGGGGCUGCUCCUGCUGGACGUGGUGUCGGCGCCGGCGACCGAGGGUCCUCCCGAUUGUGCGGGGCGUUCAGGGCCACCAGGCUUUGCCCUCGCCUGAGGGUGGUGCCGAUGGGCUGGUCAUGGGCCACGUGGUGGUGCCAGUCCGCGAUGGAGCGCGCAGCAGAGGCCGCUGGUUGCCAGGAUGACAUGCGGCUUCGCGAUGGGCGUCCUGCACCGCCGCUGGGGCCCGCUUGCCACCUUGUGUGCGUCGACCACUUCGUGAGCAUCGAAUACGAUGCCGUCGCCGUUCGUGAUGCCGUCGUUCGCGUGAUGGCGGAGCCGAAGCGGCGGGGUCUCGCCGUGACGCAUGAGGGGCACCUCGGUGACAACGCGGGCGAGUACUCUGUGCUGGGAUUGCCCAUCACCUCAGCAGGCCGCCUGUCCGCCUCGGCCUCCCGGCUGUGGCGCGCGCGGCUGGCCGGUUGGGCGCUGCUGCGGCGCGGUCGCGCCAGUGGUCGUGAUCUCGAGCGGGUGCUGGGCCGCGUCGUCUUCGUGGCGAUCGCGUGCCGUGAGGGGCCCAUCAUCUUCGAGUUCAGCUGUCGUUUCGUCCAGCAGUGCCACCGCCGCGAGGUGCCGCUCUGGGCUCAGGUCAGGCAGGAGUUCAUGGCCUGG